Molecule: messenger RNA, 3307 nt
Organism: Lactuca saligna
Lineage: Eukaryota; Viridiplantae; Streptophyta; Magnoliopsida; Asterales; Asteraceae
Source: the annotation of a GenBank genome assembly
AUGGAGUUCAUUUCCAACCCGUUCUACAUUGGAGGCGACUCGUACUCUGGAAACCCAGUCCCCAUAAUCACACAAAUAAUAUCAAAUGGAAACGAAGUUGGCAUUAAGCCUUACAUUAAUAUAAAGGGAUACCUACUCGGGAACCCUUUGACAUUCCCAGAAGAAGACAAUUAUAAAAUACGAUUUGCAAAUGGUAUGGGGCUUAUUUCCGAUGAACUCUACAAGUCACUGUUCCACAGUUGUCAAGGCGAGUAUCGAUUGGACUACAUAAACCCAGAUAAUGUAGAAUGUCUGCAAAAUCUUGAGUUAUACGAGAAAUGUAUAGACGGGAUCCAACAGCCCCAAGUAUUAGAACCAUAUUGUGGUGAUACUGAAUCGCCAAUCAAACUACCUAGCCAAAUGUUGUCUAAAGAGCGACGUCUACUUUCUGCGUUUUAUUGUCGGUUUGAUGAAACACGUCUAGCUUAUUACUGGGCAAAUGAUGUCAGCGUUAGAGAAGCAUUGCGAAUCAGAAAGGAAAGCAUUGGAACCUGGAUAAGAUGCAAUUAUGAUUUAAAUUUCACGACGAUAGUAGAUGAUAUCAGACCUUAUCAUCUCAACCUCAGCAACAAGGAUUAUCGAUCACUUGUAUACAGUGGUGACCACGAUAUGGUUAUUCCUCACCAAUCGACUCAAGCAUGGAUAAAAGACCUUGGCUACACUGCUAUUGAUCAAUGGCGAUCAUGGAAGGUUCAUGGUCAAAUCGCAGGGUACACAGAGACUUAUUCCAAUAGAAUGACAUAUGCCACUGUAAAGGGUGGGGGGCACACAGCCCCCGAGUACAAGCCCGAAGAGUGUUUUGUGAUGUUCAAGAGGUGGAUACAUGGUCAACCAUUAUCUAGAACGUCGUCGAUCAUGAGGGUUUCGUCGCCUUUCAUCUUCUCGUUUGACUUGAUUGUUCCUCAGCAAAACCUAGCUCAAAGCAAACCCUCAUUUGCAGAUCUGUUUCCAUCGCUGGAGAAGAAACAAAGAUUUAGUCUAUUUAUUUAUUACGUUUUAGUUACAAAAUCGGGUAUAAACCGAUACCCAUAUCAAACGGAUGACCCGAGACCGCAUAACAUUCUUAAGAACCCUCUCCCGAGCGGAGUAGAAGAGAAGGACAUCAUGAACUUGAAUGCGAACUCGGUUGAUUCACUGGUGGCUGAAAUUCAAGGGUUUUCGGGAAGUUCUCAAGACGUAAAUCACUUGAACAAUCUUCUGAAGCAAUCUGAGGACGUUAUACGCUCUCAGGCUGCAACUUUUGCUUCAUGUCUCACUCAACUUGACCCUUCCAUUCAUUCCCUUGGUUACCUCUACAUUCUGGAAGCAUGUACAGCAGGUCCAAUUCCAGAAGCACAAGCAAACGAACUUGUUCUUUCUGUUGUCAGAUUCAUUGAUGUAUGCAGUGUAGCACAGAUCCGCUUGGUGCCUGACAAAUUUAUAUCCAUUUGUAAAAGAUUGCAUGAACAAGUUAUGAUUCUUGGUGCCCCUAUGAGAGCAGUGGCUCCUCUCUUAACUGCUAUCCGCAAGAUUCAACCAUCCUCAGAACACUUAACUCCUUUACACCCAGACUUUCUUCAAGUCUGUUUAUUAUCAAAGUGUUAUAAAACUGGUUAUAGCAUCUUGGAGGAUGAUGUAUACGAAGUUGAUCAACCAAGGGACUUUUUCCUAUACUGCUAUUACGGGGGGAUGAUUUGCAUAGGACAAAAACGUUUUGCCAAAGCAUUGGAACUCUUCCACAAUGUGGUAACUGCUCCUAUGUCUUCCAUGAACGCAAUAGCUGUUGAAGCAUACAAGAAAUACAUAUUGGUUUCACUCAUUCACCUUCGCCAGUUUUCUGCCACAUUCCCCAAGUAUACUUCUUCAGUUGCUCAAAGGAAUUUAAAGAACUUCUCUCAGCCCUACAUUGAGUUGGCAAAUAGUUACAGCACUGGAAAUAUUUCAGAACUUGAAGCAUUUGUAGUAGCGAAUCAGGAGAAGUUUGAGAAUGGAAACAAUCUUGGAUUGGUAAAGCAGGUUGUGUCAUCUAUGUACAAAAGGAAUAUUCAGAGGUUGACUCAGACAUAUUUGACUUUAUCCCUUCAAGACAUAGCCAACACUGCACAGAUAAGUACUGCUAAGGAGGCUGAAAUGCAUGUACUUGAAAUGAUUGAGGAUGGUGAGAUCUAUGCAACUAUCAACCAGAAGGAUGGCAUGGUUAGAUUCCUUGAGGAUCCUGAGGAAUACAAAACAUGUGAGAUGAUUGAGCAUAUUGAUUCAUCGAUCUCAAGAAUCAUGAAACUGUCAAAGAAGCUGACAACUAUGGAUGAGUCUAUGGCAUGUGAUCCCCUUUAUCUGUCCAAGGUUGGGAGAGAGCGACAACGAUUUGACUUUGAUGAUUUUGAUGGUGUACCUCAGAAGUCGUUACAUUUUCAUGUUUGUAGUCAAAACCCUAUGAGGAUCAAUCCAUUCGAAGUAGUUAUAAUCUUUGGUAGCAUCCUUGACAUGAUAAAGGAACUAGCUUGAAGUAGAAUCAUGUUAAUUUGAGGUUAAGACUGAAAGGAGUGGGCUCAAUUACCUUGUUGACAUGGCAGAGCUGGCUUAGCAAAUGCCAGAUUUGAGGAUAAAGACCGAAGUGGGCUCGUCUGGCUCGGCAAACAUUGUGUUGAGUUUUUGUGGCACCCGUCACCUCUUUUGCCAUUUUAUCGGAUCAAACAACUCUCUGUUCAAGAUUUAUACCAUAAAAAUAUCUUUUUCAAACUCUCCAAACAACCAAAAGACGAACUAAAAAUAACCCAAACUCUCCAAACGACCUAUUUUUUCACUUCAUGAAAUCCAUUAUGGUAGUAUGAUAUUGUAUUAUGGUAAAUACCCAAUGCAAACCGAAGUCACCCUCAUGAAAUUCGAACACCUUGAAUAUGUUCUAGAAACCCAACCCCAAUUCCUACCCGAAAUGCAAGUCGAGUCUAAAAGAAAAAGAAAGGCCCCCAAUAGAGAUUUGGAUCUAAAAGAAGAAGAGGUGUUGGCCAUGCAUGAGUCGAUCUAUCGAAGGACCAGAAGGCCAACAAUGAAUGGGCAAAUAUAAAUCAACUUCAGAUGCAAUUUGUUUUGGUGAGCUACAAGAAAUAAGAUCGGAUAAAAAUUUGAACAAAUACUUUGGAGUUCGCAAAAAGAAAAUGAACGUAAGAAGGAAAAAGCUCGUGACAUGAAACUUUCAAUGCAAGACGUGAUCAACUUCAUUGGAGACGAUCGAAUUGGCUCUGGUGGUAAAAGUCGAAAUCAAGAAAAUAUAUGACAUAUAGUUUUUUAU